This is a messenger RNA of Sapajus apella (tufted capuchin), 3960 nucleotides long. RefSeq names its product endomucin (gene EMCN). The record is from RefSeq and is a predicted model, not a curated record. Bases 173 to 955 code for a protein of 260 amino acids. NCBI's taxonomy places the organism in Eukaryota, Metazoa, Chordata, Mammalia, Primates, Cebidae. The transcript has 12 exons.
UGUGUAUUUCCUCCCGUUCUUUAUCAGAGCCCCCAAAAUAAGUAGGAAUGGGCAGUGGCUAUUCACAUUCAAUACACCUUUUCCAUUUGCUAAUAAGGCCCUGCCAGGCUGGGAGGGAAUUGUCCCUGCCUGCCUCUUGAGAGAGAAGCCAUUGACACCAUCUACAGGCACCAUGGAACUGCUUCAAGUGACCAUGCUUUUUCUUCUGCCCAGUCUUUGCAGCAGUGACGUCGACACAGGUCUUAUAAAUGCAAAUACUUCUUCACCAACUGUCACUACUACAAUGAAAACAUCUGCACAAACACCAAGCACAGAAUCAUUACAGAAUCCUGUUAUCACACCAACAAUUGGAACAAUUCCUACAGGAACAACCAACAGCGAAUUACUUAAAAAGUCUCUGUUAACAGUUGCUUCAUUAACGACAAGUACAGAAGAAUUAAGAAUCACAACCACUGAUGGCAGGGAGAAUGUGUCCAUUAUUUCAAAUGUAGCAGUAACAAAUCAUGCACUUCCAAAUGCUGCUUCAACAUCACAAAGUUCCCAACACAAGACUGAGACUCAGAGUACAAUUAAAAUAAUGAAAAUACCAGGUAGCACUCUACAACCAGAUGCGUCACCUUCUAAAACUGGUACAUCACACUCGAUGCCAGCUACAAUUCCAGAAAGCACUUUACAGUCUCAAGGCACUGAGAAUGGAAAAAAUUCAAGUGCUUCAGCAGCCAACCCGUCUUAUUCCAGUAUUAUUUUGCCAGUGGUUAUUGCUUUGAUUGUAAUAACACUUUCAGUAUUUGUUUUGGUGGGUUUGUACCGAGUGUGCUGGAAGUCAGACCCAGGCACAGCAGAAAAUGGAAAUGAUCAACCUCAGUCCGAUAAAGAGAGUGUGAAGCUUCUCACUGUUAAGACUAUUUCUCAUGAAUCUGGUGAGCACUCUGCACAAGGAAAAACCAAGAACUGACAGCUUGAGGAAACCUCCCCACACCUAGGCAAUAAUUACGCUUAAUCUUCAGCUUCUAUGCUCCAAGGGUGAAAAAGGAGAAAGUCCUGCAGAAUCAAUCUUGACUUCCAUACCUGCUGCUGGCCUGUACCAGUUGUCUAUCCCAGUAAAGUGAUGUCCAGCUCACUUGCAAUAAUUUGAUGGAAUCAAAAGAAGCCCUGGGACUUUCCGGUCCUCUGACAUUUAAAAAUUACAUUAUUCCAUAUAUAGGAGCAUUCGUAGGAAAAGGAAUUUUAGGAGGGUAAUUUGUGAGCAGUGAAUUGACAGCCCAGGAGGCGGGCUCACUGAGAGGCAUGCCUUUCCUUGAAGUUUAAAGUUUUCAGGGCCAAGAAUUUUUAUCCAUGAAGACUUUUCUUGGUUUUCUUAUAUUAACUACUGUUUGUAUUUAUUGUUUACUGCUAUGUUAAUGCAGGGAACAUUUGCAUGUAUAUUAUUAAAUAUUAGGUAGAAAUCAUACCAUGCUAUUUUGUACAUAUAAAUAUUUUAUUCCUAUUUUUGUGUGUUAUUUUAAUAAAUAAUUACUGUACUCAAUACACUAAAAAUACCACAACAUGACUGUGAAAAUGGCAGUGGUAUUGUCUUCCUGUAAUUAUGAAUAUUUUUGGAUGGAUUGUUAGAAUAUAUGAACUCACUAAUGAAACUCAUCUGUAAUAAAUGAGAAAGGGACAUAGGAUUCACGUAUCAGAGUCUGUUAGGGGGAUAGUGAUUGACCAAUUCUUUGGUCUUUCUAUUUGUCAUUCAUACUAUGAGAUGAAGAUGUAAGUGUAAAGGCAUUUAUAACACUAUACUGCAUUAAUUAAGAUAAUAAGAUCAUGAUUUUUCAUUAACUCAUUUGAUUGAUAUUAUCUCCAUGCAUUUUUUAUUUCUUUUAGUAACAUAAUUACUUGUUCUAGCAAUCAUUGCUAAACCUCCAGUUUGUAGAAAACCAAGACUUUAUAAAUACAUAAUCAUGAUAUUAUUUUUCAGUGUAUCACUUCUCUAAAAAUACCAUAUGAUUAUAGCUGCCACUCCAUCAGGAGCAAAUUCUUCUGUUAAAAGCUAACAGGUCAAACAUGACCACUUUUUGACACGUGAGAUCAAAGUGUCAAGUUGGUUGAGAUUUUUUGGAAAGCUUUGGAACUGAUGAGCUGCUAGUGGCAGUUCUUUAACCUAUGAUUAUCUAAGCUGAUUUUGAUGCUAAAUUAUCUUAGUGAUCUGAGGGCAGUUUGGUGGAGAUAGAAUCUUGUAUUUAAAAUAGCUUUUUAAAACUUGUUUUGUGUAAUAUACUUGACAACUUCCAUCUUUACGAGUUAUAUAAUCAUCUCGAUUUUAGUUUCCUGAUGUUUGGACUAUUUCUAACCAAGGACACCAAGCAAGCAUAAGCAUAUCUAUAUUUCUUACUGGUGUCUCUUUGAGAUUGACGGGAAGUAGAAAAAAAAAAGAAAGGAAGAGAGGAGAGAAAAAGGCAAGGAUCUUCACUAUGUAUGUUUUCACUUUGAGCUGUUGUGCCCAUGCUUAAUUCUAACCUAGAAGUCUUUAAGUGGUGAGCCAGUGACUGGAGCAUGCCAAUCAGAGAGUAUUUGUUUUCAGAAAAAAAAAUAUCUAAGUUUGAGACCAGUGUGGCCAACAUGUUGAAACCCCACUUCUAUCAAAAAUACAAAAAUUUACCUGGUGUGGUGGCGCACGCCUGUAGUCCCAGCUACUUUGGAGCCUGAGGGACAUGAACUGCUUGAACCCAGGAAGUGGAAGUUGCAGUGAGCUGAGAUGGUACCACUGCACUCCAGCCUGGGUGACAGAGCAAGACUCAAUCUCAAAAAAAAAAAAAAAAAAAGAAAGUCCCAGCACCCCUGGAUGAUUUACUGAGCUCUUCAGCAAAAGCCAUGUUGCCAUACAGCAUAUUGCCAAGAAAUGAACUCUUAGGCAAUUAAAAUUACAAGGAAUAUGUUAUUUUGGAUACUAGAGAAACCAUUUUCUCUACAUUUCGUGAGCAUUGUUAGAAAAGAGUUUACAAGAAUCAGGAAGAGGGAAAAAUGUCAGAAAAGAAUAACAUUUAUUCAGUUCAAGAAGUGCACACAAAGAAUAUGCAUUAAUCUAACAACUACAGAAUUAAAUCUUUCAAAAAGGUCAAAGGAGGAUUGAAAUGUUUACAGAGAUGACCAUGGCAUUUUAUAUCAAUCUCAAAGGUAAGAUCUGUAUUUUUGUAAACUAACUUAAAUUUCUGUUGAGAUAGGAUAAUUUGUUUUCAAGCCAAAAUUAUCAUUAAUCAGAUGGUUUUUAAUUAUCUGAUCUAGAUAAUCUACUUUUUAUGCCUGGCUUAUUAUAAGCAUGUUAUUCUGAUAUACAGUUCAAACGUCAUUGCAACAAAGAAGUGCCUGUAUUUAGAUCAAAGGCAAGACUUUCUAUGUGUUUGUUCUGCAUGACAAUAUGAAUAUAAUUUAAGUCUAUCAAUAGUCAAAACACAAACAAAAGCUAACUAACUGGCACUGUUGUCACCUGAGACUAAGUGGAUGUUGUUGGCUGGCACACACAGGCUCAGCCAGCAGAGAGAGGAUUCUGAAUUCCCCUUGUUGAGCUGAACUAUUCUUUUACAUAUGGUUGACAAACCUGUGUUAUUUUUUGUCUACCUGCCAUAUUUAAAUUUAUGAGUAUCAACUGAGGACAUACUCAAACCUUCAACGAUGAACCUGCCUGAUUUUUUUGCCUGAUUAUUCUCUGUUGAGUUCUACUUGUGGUGAUCCAAGAUUUUAUGAGAUUCUGAAAACAGAAUAUGAUGUUUAAAAAUUGUAUUUUGAGUGACUAUAUUCUCACUACUAUGAAACUGUCAAUUAUUGCCUAAUGUUAAAGAUAUCCAUCAUUGUGAUUAAUUAAAUUAUAUGUGUCUUCUUCAUGGAGAAUUUGUGAUGGAUUCUCCCUUGAUCUUUUCUUUAAAAUCUCUCCACACACACAGGACUUUUCAUGUUUCACUAAAUGAGUAUACCCUGCCCCUA